CUCAUUGAUAAGAUCCUAUAAAAGCCAUCCACAAUAGUCGAGGAAAAGCAUCGAUCCAACCCCAUUAUUAUUUCAACUGAGAAAAACAGGAGCUAGCAGCUAGCAGAAACCUUGUGGCUUCUGGAGUUGAAAAUGGCAAGUUUUAGUCACCCUCUACUUGUAGCUCUGUCUGUGCUUGCAAUAGUAGCAUUCCAUCCAACCUCCGUUGAUGCUAAGUUCUCCAAAAGCACCUACUUCACUUGGGGCGCUCACCAUGCCUCAGUAUCAGGAAACGGCGAGGAACUCCAGCUGGUAUUGGAUAAAACAUCAGGCUCUGCAAUUCAGUCGAAACGGGCAUUCUUGUUUGGCAGCAUUGAGAUGUUGAUCAAGUUGGUGCCUGGGAACUCUGCAGGAACAGUUACUGCUUAUUACGUAUCUUCCACUGGGGAUAGACACGAUGAGAUCGACUUUGAGUUCCUUGGAAAUGUGUCUGGGAAACCCUACAUCAUCCACACUAACGUCUACGUACAAGGAAAUGGAAGCAGGGAACAGCAGUUCUACCCUUGGUUUGAUCCAACUGCUGACUACCACAACUACACCAUUCACUGGAACCCUACCGCUAUUGUGUGGUAUGUUGACAGUGUGCCAAUCAGAGUUUACCGCAACUACGAGAGCCAGGGGGUUCCUUUCCCAAACAAACAAGGGAUGAGGGUUUACUCUAGUCUCUGGAAUGCUGAUAACUGGGCAACCAGAGGAGGCUUGGAGAAGAUCGACUGGAACUCAGCUCCCUUCAUAGCCAGGUACCGCAAUUUCAGAGCUAGGGCUUGCAAGUGGAAUGGACCUCCCAGCAUCACCCAGUGUGCUGUCAGUAGCCCAGCUAACUGGUGGACAUCUCCUGCAUACAAACAGCUGAGCUCUGCCAAGCAAGGCCAGAUGAAGUGGGUGAGAGAUAAUCACAUGAUCUACAACUACUGCAACGAUUUCAAGAGAUUCAACGGCAAUAUGCCACCUGAAUGCUUCAAACCACAGUUCUGACCUACCAUUUCUAACACGAUCAACCACGUUCCAACGGAACAAAUAAAUUUUUGCUUUCAUGUCUUUUGGGGUUCCAUAUCAAAUUGCUUUCAUUAUUUUUCCUCCGUGUCAACCUGA
Molecule: messenger RNA, 1131 nt
Organism: Linum tenue
Lineage: Eukaryota; Viridiplantae; Streptophyta; Magnoliopsida; Malpighiales; Linaceae
Source: the annotation of a GenBank genome assembly